Molecule: messenger RNA, 9713 nt
Organism: Protomyces lactucae-debilis
Lineage: Eukaryota; Fungi; Ascomycota; Taphrinomycetes; Taphrinales; Protomycetaceae
Product: vacuolar protein sorting-associated protein vps13
Exons: 4
Coding region: 70-9669 (3199 amino acids)
Biological process (GO): protein retention in Golgi apparatus; mitochondrion organization; protein targeting to vacuole
Cellular component (GO): extrinsic component of membrane
Source: RefSeq, a predicted model, not a curated record
GCCUGCAACAACACCACAAGUAGCGAUACAGACAUACAUAGACUGCAGGGAUAAGAGAGACGCGCUCGCAUGUUGGAAGGACUCGUCUCUUCCCUCCUGAACCGCUUCCUGGGCGCGUACAUUGAAAACUUUGACCCAAAACAGCUCAAUGUCGGCAUCUGGUCAGGCGACGUCAAGCUGCGCAACCUGAAACUCAAGCGCGAGGCGCUCGACAAGUUCAGGCUCCCGGUUGAUGCCUGCGAAGGCUAUGUUGGCGACCUGACACUCUCCAUUCCCUGGUCAAAUCUGGCCAGGAAGCCAGUCAGGGUCGUCAUGGAAAACAUCUUCCUACUAGCAACGCCAAAGAUCAAUCAAGAGUACGACGAAGCAGAUGAUCAGCGGCGCGCUCAAGCAGUCAAGCAGGAAAAGCUCGAUAGCGCGGAAAUUCUCAAUCGGCGGCAACUCGAGUUGACCUCUGAAGACUCCAAGAAGAAUCAGUCGUUCGCAGAGUCAUUGACUACAAAGAUUAUCGAUAAUCUGCAAAUCACCAUUCGCAAUAUUCACAUUCGUUACGAAGAUUCUCUCAGUUCACCAGGGAACCCAUUCUCGGUGGGUUUGACCCUUGCCGAGUUCAGCGCAUUGUCAACGGACAGCGAUUGGCAGCCGGCUUUUGUGCAAGGCAGCGACAAGUUGACAUACAAGCUUGCCAAGCUCAGUUCCCUGGCUGUCUAUUGGAAUACGGACGCCGAGUCUAUCGCGGGCAAGGAUACAAUCGAUAUGAUUCGAACCUUUGAUCAGCUCAUUUCAAAGCAAGAUGACAUUGCAGACCAUCAAUACGUCCUGCGACCAGUCAACGGUACCGGAAAAAUCACUAUGAACAAGCUCAAAACAUAUGAUCUACCAGGUGUCGAUAUCGGCUUGCUAUUUGACGAGAUUGCACUUGCUGUAGAUCAGGACCAGUAUCGCGAUGCGCUCAUGAUGGUAGACACCUUUCACUUCUUUCUGCGGCACCAAGAAUAUCGCAAGUACCGCCCGAAAGCCUCCAUCAAGGACGAUCCGAGAGCGUGGCUCAAGUUUGGCUUUGAUGCUGUGCAUCGCGGCAUUCACGAGAGGCGCAAGGUUUGGACGUGGGACCAUAUGCGUGAGCGUCGAAAUCAACGCAAGCGGUACAUUGAGCUCUAUAAGCUCAAGCAGACUGAAAAGAUCACAGUGGAUGAUUCGUCAGAGCUCAAGAAGCUCGAGGAAGACCUUGCCUAUGAAGACAUUCGAUUCUACCGCUCACUCGCUAAGAAUGAACUCAAGAAAGAAAAUGCCCUCAAGCCAAAGCAUGUCGAGCAACAAGCGCAAGGCUGGCUCUCAUGGGCCUGGUCUGGCGCGGCUGGUCGUUCGCAAGAAUCACAUGAAGAAGAAACUGUGAUGACGGAUGAGCAGCGCAAGGAACUCUACGAAGCCAUUGAGUGGGACGAAAAGCAAGCUCUAGCAGAUGGGCUUGAGGCGCCAGAGGAUUCAGUCAAGAUGCAAAUCACUGCACGUCUCAAGACUGGCUCAUUUGCACUGAGAAAAGCCAAAAGCUCUGGCAGCGACGACGUGAUUAGACUGCUCUUUGAUACGUUUGGCGCUCAGGUCAAGCAACGGCCCAAGUCCUUCUAUGCCAACUUGGCACUUGCUUCACUGAGGCUCAUUGAUGGCACAACACCAGGCUCCCUCUACACUGACAUGGCAAAACUCAAAGACGGCGACUUCAGCCAGGUGGAUGUUAUUGAGCCGUCAAAGGAGGCUGAGAGUGCCCUGGACAUCAAAGACCCGCUCUUCUAUGCCAGCUUUGAAAGUCAACCCCUGUCUCGCAUUGCCGAUACUGAAGUGGUUGCCCGCCUCAAGGCUAUGGAAAUCAUCUACAAUCCAAUCUGUAUCGAAACGCUUUUGCGCUUCAUUAAACCGCCGAAAUCGCAAAUCGAGUCCAUCAAUGCACUCAUGGCUGCCGCGAGUGAAGCCGCAAAGGAUUAUCGCGAACAAGGCAGGGCAUCUUUGGAGUUUGCGCUCUCUGAACACAAGACAGUCGCUGCACACCUCGACCUACAGGCUCCUCUUAUCAUUGUACCUGAGAGUGUGACACGCAAGAAUGCUCCCUGUAUCGUCCUUGAUGCUGGUAAAAUUCACAUCGAGAGCGAUUUGGUCAAGCAUGAUAAGAUCAAAGAAAUUCAAUCCAAAGACAAGGAGAAGCUCGACGAGCUGGAAAUGAAGGAACUUCAAUCACUAUGUUACGACAAAUUCAUGCUUCGUCUUGAAGAUACACAAAUUUUGAUUGGCCCAGAUAUUGACCAAGCACUCGUUGCGUUGCGCUCAGAGAGCGAUCGUCGCUUCCAUGUCGUUGACCGCAUCAACAUGAACUUUUUGCUGGAAAUCAGCAUUUUACCCAAAGCGGCCUCUCUCACUCUUACCAAAUUUCGCAUCUCUGGACAUUUGCCAAGCCUCAAUGCACGCGUUUCUGAUGAGAAAUACAAGACCAUGAUGCGCAUCAUUGAUGUUGCAGUGCCAAAGGACGAUACUGAGACUGCGUUGGAGACACGAGCGGCAGAGAAAGGUCAAAAGACUGCUGAAAGGCGCAGAUCAACGGCAUUCAAGUCAGCCUUCAGCCGUGUGCCAGAUCUGGUUGUAUUCCCUGAAAAGCAAGAGCAUGAUGACGACGACGACAAGUUCCUUCCCGCUCCUGAAGGUCCGUUGGGCGAACAAGACAUACUCUAUCAGCAGAAAACGUUUGAGCUCAAAUUUACUGUUGGCGAGCUCAAAGGAUCGCUGUACAAGGCAAGUCCAAGAGAAGGAGAGGAAGAUGAGCCAUUGGUAGACGUUGUCCUUCAGCAAUUUGCUCUGAACUUCUUCUUGCGACAGUAUGACAUGCAGGCCGAUGUUGUUUUGCGCUCGCUAGUUGUCGAAGAUCGCAUGAAUGUCGAAUCACCUCGAGAGUUUCAAAAACUCGUCACAUCAGAGCAAAUUGGCGAAGAUGAUCAGGAGCAGAAAGAUCUCGUGCACGUCAAAUACACCCAAGUCAAGCCAGCCUCGCCAGACUUUCAAAGCACGUAUGGAGGCAUUGAGAAGCACGUUGAUGUAGCACUUUCAACCAUCAAUGUCAUUGUCACGCAAAAGAGUAUCCUUACUCUGUUCGACUUUGUCCUCACUACAUUCACAAGCCCAGAUGCCCCAGCCGAAGCUGAAGCCGCUGAUGGCGACAUCGCUGUUGAAGCGGUUCAGCCUCCCGAGCAAAUCAGCAAGAUGCGUGUCAAAGUCGAGUUAACGAGUAUCGUGCUCGUCUUGAACCAAGAUGGCAUUCGACUUGCAACCAUCAAGAUGAGUAAGGGAGAUGUCGGUGUUUUCAUGAAUGGAGGCAGCAUGCGUGUUGGAGCAAAGAUUGGCAACUUUUCCGUUAGAGAUGAUGUCAAUCAAGGUGCUGGUGGCCUAUCCAAUUUUCGACAAAUCAUCAGUAUCGAAGGUGAUGAACUCGCAGACUUUCGUUAUGAGACAUUCGACCCCUUGGUUUUGGCAACGUAUCCUGGGUAUGACAGCUCCGCUUACCUUCGCCUCAAUUCGAUCAAGAUCAAUUUCUUGGAGGAACCAUUGCGCAAGAUUCUCAACUUCGGUGCCAAGUUUGCGCGCAUGAAGGCACUCUUUGAUGAUGCGCGGAAUGCCGCCCUCUCUCAAGUUCAGCAGGUUCAACAAAGAGCUGGCAAGAUGCACUUUGAUCUCCUUGUUCGGACGCCAAUCGUUGUCUUUCCUCGUUUGGUAGAGGCGACGGCUGAACGCGAUGUCGUUGUGGCGAAUCUAGGUGAACUGUUUGCCAAUAACCAAUUCGGUCCGUUGGACGACAGAGAAGAGUCGCCCAGCGUCAACAAGAUACAAGCUGGUAUUCGCAAUAUUGCCUUGUCUUCCAAACUACACUAUGCAAAAGGCGAAGUUGAGGAAUUGCAGAUGAUUGACGAUGCGGAUGCCAUGUUUGACAUUAUGCUCGUAGAGCACGAGCAAAAUUCUGACCGACCUCAGACACAAGUGACUGGGCAUGUGUCAGACAUCAGUCUGAAGCUGACACGCUCGCAGUACAAGUUUUUGAUGGACUUGACUCGCACCGUUCCUGGUGUAUUCGUCGGUGACGGUGCUGACGAAGAGGAGCGCGAAUUGAGUCAGAAUCUGUCAGGCACACGUUCAGGGCCUUCCACUUCUGGAGUGACGACGCCGGUUGGUCAGGAAACCGUAGUUGAUCUUGAACCCGAACUUGGUACGCCGCAGCAAGCCGGCAAUGCAGUCGAUGUUUCCAAUGCUUUGGAUGCUGUGCUCACAGUCGGCACCCUCAGUCUGGAAAUCUUCGAAAAUGACGAGCACCAUGCAUGUGGAGAUCUGGAGAAAGCUUCGUUGUCCAAGUUUUUGCUCUCUACCACCAAAGCCAAGUUUGCAACACGCUCGGAUGGGUCGUCGCAAGGAGAAGUCAAUGUCAAGGCGCUGACUGUGUCCGACACCCGCCAUGACAAGCCUAGCAAAUUCCGUGAGGUCAUUCCAGCAGUUCAACAUGAUGGUCAUCAAUUCAACGCAAGCGUAACAAUAUCUGGCGGACUCGAACGUGCGCUCAUGGCAAUGCUCACCAUCGAUACACCGCGUAUCAUCUUUUCCCUCGAACACAUUUUUGCAUUGCAACACUGGGCCAUGUCGGCCUUUGAGCAGACAGCGUUUGUCGACCCAGCAGAGCAAUCCUUGGCAAGCACAAACGAGGAGCCAGAAGCAACAAUGAUCAUGCCUGACAUCAGCGAAGACGGCCAGGACUUGCAGGAAAUGCAAUCCCAGACCAAGCCGAAGCCGAAGCGAGUUCCAGCUCAGCCUGCUCAGGGAAGCAUGAGCAUAGCUUAUCGCGUCAACGUUGUGGAUCCAUCCAUCAUCCUUGUGGCAAAUCCCACUUCGUCGAAUUCUGAGGCCAUUGUACUGAGUGCAAAGCAAGUCUUGCUCACGCAACAGUCUGUUAUGAUGCUAGCUGUCGACGGCGUCUCGAUGUACCUCUGUCGUAUGGACAAGCCAGAUACCUUGAAGCUUCGCUUACUGGACAACUUUGCCAUCAAUCUCUCGCUGGAUUCUCGAACAAACACAGCACAGCAGACGAUUAAGCUCAUCGAGAUUGAUAUCGAGCCGCUCGUAUUACGAGUCUCGCUUCGUGAUAUUUUGAUCGCUCUACAAAUUGCGCAAAAGGCCUCCCAAUUGUCUGCUGCUUCCCCGCCGCCACAAAGUGAAGACAAGUUGAAGACUCGCCGGGGCAGCAUGUCGGGUAGUACACGGCGACGAUCGAGUGUCGCUGUCUCCCAUGGUGAUAACCGCAGUACUGUGCCCAACCAGACGCUUGCCACUCGCAUCAAGGACAAGAAGACCACACUGAGCCGUAUUUCCGACCAGCCAGGCAUUAUUUCCACCAUCAUCAACCGAGAAGAGCUCAAAGCGACAUUCCAAGGCUUACGACUUGUCUUGAUUGGUGAUCUCCACGAGCUCCCCAUACUCGAUAUGAGCAUCGGCAAGUUUUUGGUCAAUAUUCGGGACUGGUCUUCUGACAUGACACUCGAUACCAACAUUGAGGCAUACGCGAAUGUGUACAACUUUUCCAAUUCGCACUGGGAACCGUUGAUUGAACCCUGGCAAAUGGGCGUUCAUAUUGGGCGGUCUCUUUCCAAUAAUCGGACCGAUAUCAACGUCUAUUCACGGAAACGCAUCGAGAUGACAUUGACAUCUAGCACGAUUGCGCUCGCCUCGAAGGCCCUUCAGUACUUCAACGAGAACGAAGAUGUCCUGUCCAAGCCACGCGGCGUGGAUGCAUCUUACCGGAUCAUCAAUAUGACUGGCUAUCCUUUGAGUAUAUGGUCUGAGGGCGUAGAAGGAGAGGAACCCGGCGCCUCCAAGAUUGCCGACGGCGAAGAAAUUCCAUGGAGCUUUUCUGAUUGGCAUUUCCAGAGAGAGUCGCUGUCCGUGGACGCUGUUCACUCACAUCUUGGCAUCAAGAUCGAAGACUCCGAAUGGCAAGCUCUCGCAGAUGUUCCAGUUAAUCGCGAGGGUGAGAAGCUGUAUUCCCUCAAGAGUGCUUCAGGCGCUCAAAGCAGUCCCCAGCAUCGUAUGGUGGUCGAGGUCAAGCUCCGAGCCGACUACGUCAAGGUUGUCACUUUACGGUCAGCUCUCUUGUUUGAGAAUCGAACUCAGAUACCCAUUGAAGUGGUUGGGAUUGACCAGGCUGGCAACAAGCAGACCAAAAUCUACAAAGUCGCCCCCGGUGAGGAUUGUGCCGCACCUAUCAGAGCUGCGUUCGAUUGUGGCAUCAAGAUUCGUCCAGACCCUGGCUUCCGCUAUCAAUGGUCACAUCAAACUCUGUACUGGAAAGAGCUGUCGCAAAAGCCAGGCAGAACACUCAACUGCAAGCCGCUCGACGAGCAAGACUCGACGCCCUUUAACUUUCAAGUAUUUUCAAGAAUCACAUCAGGCAACCUGAGUGGCAAGUAUCCCUAUCAGCGGAUACGCAUCAGUCCGCCUGUGGAGAUCAGUAACUUGUUGCCAUAUGACUUCAAUUUCAAGAUCUACGAUGAUACGGUAAAGAAGGACUGGUCCAAUUUCUUACGCAAAGGUCUACGCAGCCCCGUUCAUACUGUUGAUCUUGCACAUGUACUUCUGCUGGCUAUCCAAGUGCAAGACUCUCAGCCUGCUUACGAACCGUCGCAGUACUCUGUCAUUCACACAAAUAAUCCCGAUGACUUCAGGAGAGAAGAGAGACUGGCACUCCUUGAUGGUCAUGGCAUGAAGACCAAACUUGGACUCCAUUUCACAGAGGUGCCUGAUUCGGGCGGUGCAUUUGUUGUAUCUGUCUUUGCGCCGUACCUCAUCCUGAACAAGACUGGGCUCGAUAUUCAGAUUCGUUCAGCCAAUUCAAUGUUUCUCCAGAAGAGCCGAAAUGGAACAGGCGUCAUGCCUUCGAGCAAAGACAAGGCUGCUCUCCCAUACUUGCACUCUUAUGCGAACGAUGACCGAAAAAACCGUGCCGUUUUACGGGUAGGCGAUUCUUCUUGGUCGUCUCCCCAGAGUUUCGAAGCUAUUGGCUCGGUCUCGGAGGUGACCAUCACUGCACCAAAUGACAAGGAGGUUCAUCUCGGUAUCAAGGUGGAUGAAGGCGAAGGCAAAUACAAACUAACCAAGGUGGUGACAUUGACGCCGCGCUUUGUCUUGAAGUCUAAUCUUACGCAUGACUUGAUGAUUAGAGAGCCUGCAUCCUCUGAUAUUCUCUACCUGAAGGCCGGAGAACUGCUACCAGUCCACUUUAUGAGGCAAGUAGUUGCACGGCAACUUUCCGUUUGCCUGCCGGGUGCAGACAAUGAUUGGUCCAACCCAUUCAACAUUCAAGAUGUCGGUCGCAACUAUGUCAAGGUCCAAAGACGUGGUGAGCACCAGAAGCUACUCAAAAUUGAGAUUCUCCUCGAAGGCGCAACGCUCUUCUUACACAUCAAUCAAGAAGACAAGAAUUGGCCAUUCAUCAUUCGCAACGAGAGUAGCUGCGAUUUCAUCUACUACCAAGGCAACCCCUACAUUGAGGAUGGAGAAGAAACUGGCAAACGAGUGCCAUACAAGCCACAGCGUUACAAGGUCCCGGCGCGCAGUAUCAUGCCGUAUGCUUGGGACUAUCCUGCUGCCAAGAGUCCCGUCUUGAUUCUUUCGCCAACAAGAGAUGAUGCACGCGUCCGUCACCUGCGUCUCAGCGAAAUUGGUGCCCUGGAACCCUUCAAGGUCCCCGCUGAUCCAAAGCGCCAGACCAAUGGAGGCAUCGUUGAUUUGAAUGUUGUUGCUGAGGGUCCGACGCGCAAGUUGAUCAUCAAGAAUCGCGAUCCAAAGACUAGUCUGUACCGCCAGCGCACGCUACCGUUGCACCGAGAGCGCGACAAGCUCAUUCGAACAGACAGCUCUAGCUCAAUCAAGGACGAGUUUGAAGCUGUCGUUGACAGCAAAGCAGCUGAAGUCACGUUGAAGGCAAGUUUGCGCUUCGAAGGUAUUGGUCUGUCUCUUAUCAACAGUCGACACAAGGAGCUUGCUUACUUGACGACCAGAGGAAUCGAGGUGAACUACUCAGAUUCAGCUUGCGAGACGACAUACGAUGUGCUUUGCAAAUGGAUCCAGAUUGACAAUCAGCUCUAUGGCGGCAUCUAUCCAAUUCUGCUGUACCCAACCGUCAUUCCAAAGACCGGGCGGGAAAUUGACCUGAGGCCUGCAUUCCAUCAGAAGAUUAUACUUGCCAAGGAUACCUCGCACGGAGUCAUAUUUGUCAAGUAUGCUUCAAUUUUGAUGCAAGAGUUUACCCUGGAGGUCGACGAAGACUUCCUCUUUGCCGUGCUCGACUUUUCCAAAGUACCUGGUGCAAGUUGGGCAGAGGCACAAGAAGGUCAAUUAUGUGAUGCGCGACUGACACUGCCAGAGCCCAAUCGGGAGGCAGAGUCCAAUGACAUUUACUUUGAAGUCUUGCAUUUGCAUCCCUUCUCGCUCAAUCUGUCUUUUGUGCGAACAGAGCGCGUCAACGUCGAGGAUAAAACCUCGUCACAGAAUCCUCUCAUGUUCUUCUUCAACAUAUUGACCAUGGCAGUCGGCAACAUCAACGAGGCGCCGGUCCGUCUCAAUGCGUUACUCAUGGAAAAUGUACUCACAUCGUAUCCCAUGCUCUCUCAAGCAAUUCAGUCGCACUACGGAGAAGAGUUCUUCUUCCAGGUGCACAAAAUUCUAGGGUCUGCCGACUUUUUGGGUAAUCCUGUUGGCCUUUUCAACAACAUCACGAGUGGAUUUGCGGAUAUCUUCUAUGAGCCUUACCAAGGUUUCAUUCUAAGCGACCGUCGUGGCGAAAUCCCAAUUGGCAUAGCCAAAGGCACAGCGUCGUUCGUGAAGAAGACUGUGUUUGGUAUUUCCGAUUCCUUCUCAAAGGUGACUGGCAGUGUUUCGAAAGGCUUGUCUGUUGCAACGAUGGACAAGCAAUUCCAAGAGAGGCGCCGAAUGACGCGAGCGCGGAAUCGACCAAAGCAUGCUCUUUAUGGCGUGCAAUCUGGCGGAAUGGCCCUGCUCUCCAGCUUUGGCAGUGGUGUGGAAGGACUUGCUCGACAGCCCUUUGAAGGUGCAGAGAAGGAGGGUGCAGCUGGAUUCUUCAAAGGUGUCGGCAAAGGUGUUUUGGGCCUCGUCACCAAGCCUGUCAUUGGCGUAUUUGACUUGGCCAGCAAUGUCAGCGAGGGCAUCCGCAACACGACAACAGUAUUUGACUCUGAGGGCAUUGACAAGGUGCGACUACCCAGGCAUGUUGGCAAGGAUGGUGUGGUUCGGCCAUACAAUGAGAAUGAAGCACUUGGCCUGUUCUGGCUGCAUCAGCUCAACAAUGGCAAGUUCCAAAAGGAAAACUACCUUGCUCAUUACAACUUGACUGACGGCACCAUGCUGCUCAUCACAUAUGAGACCAUCAUGCUGUGUAAGCUCAAGGGCUUCGACGUCGAGUGGGACAUCAGCUUCUCAGACCUCAAGACGAUCCUCAUGGAGAAGGAAGGGUUGAAGCUGAUCCUGAAGGGCAACCAGCGUGGUCCCCUGAUUCCCAUCCAGGAGGAAUCUGGCCGCAAGUUUGUCUAUUCCAAGAUCAAGGUUGCUGUGCAGGCAUAUAACAGCCAGUAGUCAUAUGUAGUGCGUACAGUCAUCGUGUAGAUGUACACCUGGUG